Molecule: messenger RNA, 3457 nt
Organism: Dipodomys ordii (Ord's kangaroo rat)
Lineage: Eukaryota; Metazoa; Chordata; Mammalia; Rodentia; Heteromyidae
Gene: Plekha5
Product: pleckstrin homology domain containing, family A member 5
Cellular component (GO): cytosol
Molecular function (GO): phosphatidylinositol-4-phosphate binding; phosphatidylinositol-3,5-bisphosphate binding; phosphatidylinositol-3-phosphate binding
Source: RefSeq, a predicted model, not a curated record
GCCCACCGGUUGGGAAGAGGCGUACACUUUUGAAGGUGCAAGAUACUAUAUCAAUCACAAUGAAAGGAAAGUGACUUGCAAGCACCCGGUCACAGGCCAGCCGUCUCAAGACAACUGUAUCUUCGUAGUGAACGAUCAGGUAGUUGGGAACAUGCCGGCAGAAGAUAAGAAGGAGCGGCCCGUGAGCAUGGUCAACGAAGCCAGCUACAGCCCGGCCUCCGACUACGCGCCCCACCCCAUGAGCCCCGCUGGCAGGACUUCACGGGCAUCCAAAAAAGUUCACAAUUUUGGGAAGAGAUCAAAUUCAAUUAAAAGGAAUCCUAAUGCCCCCGUGGUCAGGAGAGGCUGGCUUUACAAACAGGACAGCACCGGCAUGAAGCUCUGGAAGAAGCGCUGGUUUGUGCUCUCCGAUCUGUGCCUCUUUUACUACCGAGAUGAGAAAGAAGAGGGGAUUCUGGGAAGCAUACUCUUACCCAGCUUCCAGAUAGCGAUGCUUACCUCUGAGGAUCACAUUCAUCGGAAAUACGCCUUUAAGGCAGCCCAUCCCAACAUGCGGACCUAUUACUUCUGCACGGACACGGGGAAGGAGAUGGAGCUGUGGAUGAAAGCCAUGCUGGACGCGGCUCUGGUGCACACCGAGCCCGUGAAAAGAGUGGACAAGAUCCCUUCGGAAAGCGCCCCCCCUAAAGAAACCAAUAACAUCCCCAACCACAGACUGCUGGUGAAGCCCGAGGCGCAAAACAACCAAAGAAACAAGGACACGAGCAAACUGGACGACCGAAAGGCCUUAGAGGCGGAGAAGUACGGCUUCCAGAUGGACGGCCACGAGCGGCCGCUGACCAAGAUCAACAGCGUCAAGCUCACCCCCCUGCCGUCCGACUACGACGGGGCAUCACUGUACCCCAGGCCCAGCACCACCUGCAUCCCCGAUGGCAGGCCGGCCAAUGACCUCAGGCCUGGGGGUCACCCCGAAUCCAGCCGCAUCCUCCAGAGAACCAACUCCAUGCUACAGCUGGGACAGUGGAUUAAGAUCCAGAAGGACAGGAGUCUGGAGGAUGAACCCCGGGGCGUCAUUUCUUAUCAAACAUUACCAAGAAACAUGCCGAGCCACCGGGCACCGAUGCUCGCCCGCUACCCCGAGGGCUACAGAACGCUCCCCAGGAACCCCAAGGCCAGGCCGGACAGCCUGUGCAGCGCGGCCCCCUCCCUGCACGAGCGGCCCGAGGAGAAGCGGCGCUCGGUGCGCGGCGACACCAUGGCGCAGCUGUACCAGUGGCAGCAGCGGCAGGUGUGCGGCAAGCAGCCCACGCUGCCCCGGCCCGCCCCCGCCGAGCACGCCUCCCCCCCCCGCCCCCCUCCCCGCCUGCUCCCCGCAGCGCAGCCCCAGGCCCGGCCUGUCGCCAGAGGGGACGCCACCCUGGACCGCAGACACCGGCCCCACCACCCCAAGCACAUGUACGUACCUGACAGAAGAUCGAUGCCCGCCAGCCUGACCCUCCCUUCCGUGAGUUCGCAGAGUCUCCAAGGGAAAACGCCGGAGGAGCUCACGCUGCUGCUCAUUCAGCUGAGGCGGCAGCAGGCCGAACUGAGCAGCGUUCGGGAGCACACGCUAGCGCAGCUCAUGCAGCUCAAGCUCCAGGCCCACAGCCCAAAGAACGAAAUGCUUUCCCAUCACCUGCAAAGGAACACCAUGUAUCUGGACCACCAGAUGAAGGAGAACGAACCGGUUAUCACCAUGGUACACACCAUGAUCGAGAACUCGGCGCUCAGACCGCAGCUGUACCAGCAAGAGCUGGAGCGGGCGUGGAGGGAGUACGACAAGCUAGAGUAUGAUGUCACCGUCACCCAGAAGCAGAUGCAGGAACAGCUGGACCGCCUGGGAGAAGUUCAGACGGAGUCGGCCGGAAUUCAGCGCGCACAGGUCCAGAAGGAAAUGUGGAGGAUCCAAGACGUAAUGGAAGGCCUCAGCAAACACAAGCAGCAGAGAGGCUCCUGGGAACCGGGUGUGACAGGGGCAAAGCCCUUCUCCACAGUUAAGUACAGGAGUGAGGAAGAGGAGAGCGCCCCCCCUCGGCCUCCACUUCCUCGGUCUUAUGACUUUACCGAGCAUCCUCCCAUCCCCCCCCCUCUGUGCAGUGAUAGCCGCUCCUUGCUCUGUUAUAGCAGGGACCUAGCGCAUCUGCCUGAGGACAAGAGGCUGCCUCAAGCUCAAGGACACCCAAGAAAUGGACCUCACUGCGGUCCCGAUUAUAGGCUAUACAAGAGUGAGCCUGAGUUAACCACAGUGGCAGAGGUUGAUGAGUCUAAUGGCGAAGAAAAAUCUGAGCCUGUGUCAGAGGCCGAAACCGCAGCCAUCAAAGGGCCGCACUUUCCUGUGGGGAUCGUCCCCCCCAGAACCAAAUCCCCGACGCCCGAGUCUUCCACAAUCGCUUCGUACGUGACCUUGAGGAAAACCAAGAAGGUGCUGGACCUCAGCACGGAGCGACCGCGAAGCGCCGUGGAGCAGCUCUGCCUGGCAGAAAGUUCUCGGCCCCGGAUGACGGUGGAGGAGCAGAUGGAGCGGAUCCGCCGGCAUCAGCAGGCCUGCCUGCGGGAGAGGAGGAAAGGGUGGAACGUUCUGGGCACUUCCGACCCGCCCCCCUUACACAGCCCCUCCAGCCUGAGGGAGAACCCCUUCAGGAUGGUGCAGCCUCGGAGGAGGGACGACGGCGCGAAGGAGCCGGACGCCGUCCGUACGGAAAGCGACGGGAAGCCACUCCGUGAACCCCCCACGGAAGACGCUCUUCCCGCCACCGCCGCUGAGCCCCAAAGUCCAGACUCCGGCAAGGAGUUGAAGAGAACGGAGAAUGUUCUGUAUGGUGUGCUUUUCGCCCCUGAGCCCGAAGGGUUAAACCCUGAGGAAUCGGGGGACAAGGAGAGGAGCGAAGAAUCCGACCCUGUUGGAGCUACAUGCAGCCCCGGAGACGACGGGCGGAUCGCGAACCACGAAGCACUAGACAGCCCUGAAGAAGACUCCAAAAGCAGUGCUCCUGACCAGGAAGAGCCUGCGGCUUCCCGUGAGCCCACUCCCGAGGCCUCGAGAGAGAGUCAGACGCCCACCGUGCCAAGUCUGACCCCAUCUCCUGAGCCCUCGUCGCCAGAGCCACCUCUGCAGACAGAGCUCCCCGAAGGGUCACACUUCAUGUGUGUGUAGACCCUAGCCACCCCACCCCGACCGCCAUGACAAGACGUGUACAGAACGCCUUCACUCUCUGAAAUUCACCGAGCGACACCCGAUCAUUCCCGGGGAAAAACCGUCUCCUCCAAACAGCUUUAAGCACCCACCGGUCCCUCUGUAGCCCCCCCCAGCUUGCACCCCACCUGCCAAGCCCCGCCCCCUCCAUCCUGGGGUCUCUACCGCUCACCUCUUUUGCUUCUCCUUACAUAGCGUUAGUUAUUAUUUCCAAGGACCUGGGUC